Messenger RNA from Salvia splendens (bonfire salvia), 1389 nucleotides. RefSeq names its product proteasome subunit alpha type-7. The coding region runs from base 103 to 774 and encodes 223 amino acids. NCBI's taxonomy places the organism in Eukaryota, Viridiplantae, Streptophyta, Magnoliopsida, Lamiales, Lamiaceae. The transcript has 3 exons. Gene Ontology annotation, biological process: ubiquitin-dependent protein catabolic process. Gene Ontology annotation, cellular component: proteasome core complex, alpha-subunit complex; proteasome core complex. The record is from RefSeq and is a predicted model, not a curated record.
UACCCAAGCUCUCUCUUUUAAACUUCCUAAUUUCAUCCUCACUCCUCUUCAAAUCAACAAAAUUGCAUUACUUCCAAACGACGGAUCGGUAGAUUUUGAGAUAUGGCGCGAUACGACAGAGCAAUUACCGUUUUCUCGCCGGACGGCCACCUAUUUCAGGUCGAGUACGCUCUCGAAGCCGUUCGCAAGGGUAACGCCGCCGUCGGUGUUCGCGGCUCCGACACUAUCGUACUCGCUGUCGAGAAGAAGUCCACUCCUAAGCUUCAGGAUUCAAGGUCAGUGAGGAAGAUUGUCAACUUAGAUGAUCACAUAGCAUUGGCAUGUGCAGGCCUGAAGGCAGAUGCUCGUGUUUUGAUAAAUCGGGCACGUAUAGAAUGCCAGAGUUAUAAGCUUACAAUCGAGGAUCCUGUAACUGUUGAAUACAUAACUCGCUAUAUUGCUGGUCUUCAACAAAAGUACACACAAAGUGGUGGUGUGAGACCUUUUGGCCUUUCAACCUUGAUCAUUGGGUUUGAUCCACAUACAGGUACUCCAGCACUUUAUCAGACAGAUCCAUCAGGCACUUUUUCAGCGUGGAAAGCCAAUGCUACUGGGAGAAAUUCUAACUCCAUCAGAGAGUUUCUUGAGAAGAACUACACAGAAACAUCUGGCCAAGAAACCGUGAAGUUAGCCAUCCGUGCUCUAUUGGAGAGAUCCAUGAUUCAACCUGCAUCCGCAACUAUGUGUGGAAAGGCGAUCAUGAUGCAUGUCCUGUAUUUAGGUCUGCUGUUAUAAUGAAUGCAUCAAUUCUUGAAUAAUGGGUAGCGUGUGAGGUAAAUGCCCAUUUAGUUACUACUCCCUCCAUCCAUAAAUUUUGUCACACUCUGACCGGGUACGAGUUUUAAGAAAUGUAAUGGAAAGUGAGUUGAAAUAUGUGGGUCUUUCUUUUAUAAAUUGGUUUUAUAAUAAAAUGUGAGUGAGAAUGAGUUAGUGGAAUAUGAGGUUCACUACCAAAAAUGGUAAAAAGUGAAAUGUGACUAAUUUUGUGUGACGGACGGAAAUGGAAAAAUGUGAAAAAUUUUGUGGGACGGACGAGAAUGGAAAAAUGUGACAAACUUUCUGGGACGGAAAGAGUAUAAUUACUUAGGCAGAACAGAUUUUGAACAUAACACUAACACCAAGUUAUCCUGGGUGAAAAGUCUGAUAUUCGCAACUGUGACUAAUCUCUGGUGCUGUGUGUUAUGCCAAUUGAAUUUGUUAUUGCAUGGCAUGUUAUUCUGUUUAAUUAUGUAGCAUGCCUUGGUUGCAUAUGUUUUUCCAUCUUUUGAUCUGUGUUGCUGCAUCUCAAUUCUCUGUGAUGGUGUUUUUCAUAACUAGGUACUAUUUCGGUAGAUUAUUGACAUCUGCAAA